UUACAUUCACUGUCAUUGGAACUCACUCAAAAGCAUUCGAAUAGUUUUUUAAGCCAUGCUUUUGCGAGAAUAUAUGACUUUGAAAAGAACACUUUUAAAACAAAACAUUCGUACCGAUCUGAAUCCCUUGAAAUGAAUUAAGAGGACUGGUUAAUUUUUCGAUAUCCUAUUUACUUUGUAAUUCUGAAAGAUAUAACAAGAUGUUGACCUGUUUACCGUUGAAAACAUAUAAUGCGUUUUAGAUAUUAUCCAAUGAAAUGUUAGAAUGUGUUUCAGCAAAUCGUAUUUGAUUAAAAUAACUAAAUCAUGUGACAUAAAAACAUGACCUUUAAAAGCUUUGCAACAUUCUAUCAGAUUCAGUGAUUAGUUAUGUUAUAGCUUUUUUCCAUUAGUGUAAUGAUCUGUGAAGACGCGCAUGCAUAAUAAAACCGCACAACCAUACCGACAAUAAAAUACUCCGCAAUGUAUUACUACGUUUAAAAUCAAAAUGUAAUGUGGGGUAAAUCAGCAAUCGAACACUAUCACAGUUGUUGCGUUUGUAUUGGAAUAAUGGUUCUGUAUAAGUUGACAUUCCUACUUUUGUUUGGAUCUCUGACGGAGCGGUUACCAGGUAACCCUCUACCACGCGACAAGAGGGCGGCCUGCGAGAUUCCGCCGACUUCAGAAACGCCAAAGCCCAUGCUCAUAGACAAAAAGGAUUUCCCAAAGAACAACUUCAGGAUGGCGUUGAAGGAUAAGUGUAAAGAAUUCAAUCAGUUCCUCGAUGAGGCUAAAAAAGAGGCCCAGGAGAUUGUGAAGAUUGAAAAUGAGGAAGAGAGGAGCGCCCGCUGUUCCGAGUGGCAGUCUGCAUGCAUGGUGGACAGUGAGGUCGUCAAUAACAUCCGGGUAGAGGGGUUGGAAUGUUGGAGCGUGCAAGCGGUCAUUAAAAGGACUUGUAGUAGUAACGCAUUGGACUUGAAGUGGUUCUGUGAGGAUGCGAAGGACACCGGGUACGUGUGUGGCCAGGAGUACGUACCGGAAAGCGUGUGGAUGUUCUGUAGCGACAACACGUUCAAAGUUGGGACGGUAUACGUGGAGAGUGGAUGCACGGUCUGGAAGUACCAGUGUCCUGCCUCGACGUGAUCACGAAUCGUCCCUACCUAGACGUGAUGACAAAUAGUGUUUUUUCCUAUAUAAUAAUUCAUCCUUUUCUGUACUUGUUUAAUACCAUACCCGUAGUUGUUAAUAAAUACUUUGAAUAUACCAUAUUGUAGAUACCAUUGUUUAUAGCGGUCAUUGUACAUCAAGGGGCCAUUAUUUUAAGUUUGGGUAAUACACCUUGAAUUCCGAUUAUUCUUUGAUAAAUAGUAAAGUUAUCUUUGUUAUAAGUCUUCAUUUGAAGCAAAAUAUUUGCCUUCCGACGUAGCAUUUAUGACGUUAUUUGUCACGGGGUAUCUGCUCAGUUUGCGGAAAUAUAUUUAUUAAUUUGGCGUUCUUUGAGAUUAAAGUGUAAACAGACUAUUUCAGUCUGUAUAAAAGUGCCUUUGUCUGGAUGAACAAGUAGCAGAUCAAUAAAAUGACAGACAAAGGGAUAAAUGCAUACAAUAAUGGCAAGCAGUCAAGAACGUAUUGCAGAAAAAGUACAACUUCUGUAUAACAAAGGGCCUUUGUCAAUCAACAGAGUGUUAACAAGUA
Mya arenaria is the source of this 1674-nucleotide messenger RNA. RefSeq lists its product as uncharacterized. Lineage: Eukaryota; Metazoa; Mollusca; Bivalvia; Myida; Myidae. The coding region runs from base 493 to 1122 and encodes 209 amino acids. The transcript has 6 exons. The record is from RefSeq and is a predicted model, not a curated record.